Eurypyga helias (sunbittern) is the source of this 963-nucleotide messenger RNA. RefSeq names its product prune exopolyphosphatase (gene PRUNE1). Lineage: Eukaryota; Metazoa; Chordata; Aves; Eurypygiformes; Eurypygidae. Gene Ontology annotation, molecular function: exopolyphosphatase activity. Gene Ontology annotation, cellular component: cytoplasm. The record is from RefSeq and is a predicted model, not a curated record. The annotation marks the transcript as partial. The transcript has 6 exons.
AUGGUGAUCAGGUCUCACCAGCUCCUGGGGCACGAGCUGCGGGCUCCUGGUGGCUUCCCUUGGCUCUCCCAAGGUUCCACCAGUUCGGAACCCCGCCUGUGCGCUGUGCUGGAGCGUUCUGCUGCAGAUCCUGCCAGCACCAGAGCAGUUUGCCUUGCAAAAGCAGAUGAUGGUUCCCUUACAAAAGCAGAUGAUGUGGAUUUAGAAAAUUGCCCUUUUGUUUUGUUGUAUUUUAUUCUGCCAAACAGGAGCAAACGCCUGGAGAAAGUCCAUGUUGUUCUUGGGAAUAAAUCCUGUGAUUUGGAUUCGCUCAUUUCUACUCUGGCCUAUGCCUACUUUCUAGACAAGGUCAGCCCUCCUGAUGUUCUUUGCCUACCUGUGUUAAACAUACCAAGAAGAGAUUUUAGCUACUUUACUGAGACGAGAUUUAUAUUGGAGGAGCUGAAUAUCCCGGAGUCAUUCCAUAUCUUCAGAGAUGAAAUCAAUUUGCACCAGCUGAAUGCUGAAGGAAAAUUGUCUUUAACACUUGUAAACAGCAACAUGCUGACAAGUGAGGAUAAAAGUUUGGAAUCAGCUGUUGUCAAAGUCAUCAGCCCAGAUGAGCAGUGUGACAGCAGCCUGGAGUUACAAGCGUCUUCUUCCUCCUUAGUAGUAAAAGAGAUUCUUCAAGAGGCACCAGAGUUAAUCACUCAACAACUGGCUUAUCUCCUCAGAGGAAGCAUUCUCUUCAAGUGCGUGUCUUUGGAGGCUGACAGAAUUACAGAGCAGCAGGAGAAAGUACUGUCAAUCCUAGAGGAAAAGUUUCCAGAUCUUCCCCCACGAGAGGAAAUUAUCUCUGUUCUUCAGGAGACUCAGUUUAAUCCACAAGGUGUACGUAUUGAGGAGGUUAUGCUGAAGGACCUCAAGGAGAUUUCAGAUGGAGAAAUCAAAGUAGCAAUUAGCCCUGUGUACAUGACACUGGAG